This is a messenger RNA of Homo sapiens (human), 8756 nucleotides long. It is a transcript of the gene TMC6, whose product is annotated as transmembrane channel like 6. The coding region runs from base 1924 to 4215 and encodes 763 amino acids. Gene Ontology annotation, cellular component: nuclear membrane; membrane; plasma membrane. NCBI's taxonomy places the organism in Eukaryota, Metazoa, Chordata, Mammalia, Primates, Hominidae. The transcript has 20 exons. The record is from RefSeq and is a predicted model, not a curated record. Gene Ontology annotation, biological process: monoatomic ion transmembrane transport.
AGACCUGCGACUGGCCCAGUCGCCCCUGGGGCCCUUUGCCACUCCCUUGGCAAGGAGAGCCGAGACCUCAGUUCCCGGCGGCUCUUGCGGGGCACAGGUGAGCCCUGGCUGCGCGCGCGGCCCCUCCUCCCCGGCGCCUCCCAGGUGAGCGGCCGCGAUCCCGGUCCCGGGUCCCGCCAGCCCCAGCUGCUUCUCCUAUGCGGGGACAGCGGCAAUCCCCCCUGAAUUCCUUUCGGCCUCUGGGGCCAUUUGGCAGCCGAGUUCCCUCCCCGGGUGCUCCUGGAGCUCCCAGGGCUUGACCCUCCGGCUCGGACAGAGCUGGGAGCGGCAGGGGCGGGGAGGACAGUGCGGGGAGCAAAAUCCGCAGCCCCCACCCAGGUCCCCCAGCCGAGCGCCAGGGCACGGGGAGGGGAGGGGAGGGGGUGUGGCCGGGAUGGGAAGGGGCGGGGGACAGGGAGGCCGGCUGGACGGGUUCGGUGGCCCCAGAGUUGCAGCCGCUCUGGGCUCUGGGGCCAGGUUGCGGUUCUCCCUGGGUAGCGGCUGCUCCCGGGAAGCUCGCUGCCGGCUGGGGUGGGGGUUCCUGGAAACGGGCGCCACCCAGCCUCUCCCCACCUAGCUCAGGAAUGGUGCGCCUGGAAACUCCGCUGGACUUGCCUGGGCCUCGGGGCGGAGUGCUGGGGCGCUGGGUGCCCGAGUCCCCGGGUUCCCUGAGCUUAGAAGGGCCUGUCUGGAGGAAGGGAUUCCAGCUCUAGGGACUGGGUGGGGCGUCCUCAGCCCCUCUUUCGGCAGCUGUCCCGUGUUAGGCUGGGUGGGGCCGCCUCGGACCCAGCUCUGGGCUGGUUUUCCCACGUCUUUGCUCCUGCUGGAGGGAGGGGGUGGUGUGGGGCCUGGGCCCGAAGAUGGCACCCAGGACACUGAGGGAGGGCGCCGUCCGGUCCUGUGACUGGCACCCCUGCAAGGAGCUGCUCUGUCGGGGCGCCCCCGGGCUUUGCCUGUCCGAGGAAAGCGCCCUUCAACCCGGCCGACUUUGAGCCCUGAGUUCCUGAGGGUGAGCGCAGGAGGAGUCCAGGGCAGAGGCCGGCAGGACUCGCUGGUGGCUGGGAGCUGAGUCCUGGCUCCACUCUCACAGAUGAACGGGCCCCGAGCCCAGGGCCCCAGACAAGGCUGCUCUGGUUCCAGUUGUGCCGGGUGACGGCAGAGCCAGGACAAAGGAGGCCUGUUGAGGUCCUGGCCACCCCCAGCCGGCCGCCCUGGGAUGAUGGAAUGCAGGGCAGUGGGUCUUCUGAGAACAUGAGGACCUUGGCGCCCUGACGGCGGUGGCAUGGAGUGACCUCUGUGUGUGGGGGAGGAGCCCCCUGUGCUGCUUCCGCCUGGGGCUGGUUGGGGGUGAGGGCUCCAGCAGCUAAUUUCCUGCUAGAGGAAGUUCUUUGAGGUCACAGGGCAGACGCAGAGAAGGCCUACAGCCUACUCUGACCUUUCUCUCCAAAAAGGAGGUGUCUCUGUGCCAGAACCCUGGGCAUGGAGAUCCUGAAAGGGGCUGUGUCUACAGGCACCCUACCUCUUCCCCAUUUCCCAGGGACUGGCGACAUCGAGGAAACAGAUGUGGAACUGCAGACCCCACACCCUUCCUUCCUCUCUCCCCUCCCCUGACACUGGAGGGGGCCCCCCAUUCCAUUCUGGCAUGAGGCUUAUUCGGUGCCUCACCAUUUAUGUACCUGGGGUGAUAGGGGGGUGGGCGGGACUGUCUGGGCUGUGAGUGGCACCUCCUGUGGUUCCCCCAGGAAUGGGUGGUGUGGACAGCUGCCAGGCGUUGAAGACCACCCCUGGCUCUGUGCCCCUGUCUCAUCAGAUGGGGGCUCCGGAGGUGGCGCCCAGGCUCUGAGCUACCCUAGGUCUGCAGACUAGCGGGCAUUGGCCAGAGACAUGGCCCAGCCACUGGCCUUCAUCCUCGAUGUCCCUGAGACCCCAGGGGACCAGGGCCAGGGCCCCAGCCCCUAUGAUGAAAGCGAAGUGCACGACUCCUUCCAGCAGCUCAUCCAGGAGCAGAGCCAGUGCACGGCCCAGGAGGGGCUGGAGCUGCAGCAGAGAGAGCGGGAGGUGACAGGAAGUAGCCAGCAGACACUCUGGCGGCCCGAGGGCACCCAGAGCACGGCCACACUCCGCAUCCUGGCCAGCAUGCCCAGCCGCACCAUUGGCCGCAGCCGAGGUGCCAUCAUCUCCCAGUACUACAACCGCACGGUGCAGCUUCGGUGCAGGAGCAGCCGGCCCCUGCUCGGGAACUUUGUCCGCUCCGCCUGGCCCAGCCUCCGCCUGUACGACCUGGAGCUGGACCCCACGGCCCUGGAGGAGGAGGAGAAGCAGAGCCUCCUGGUGAAGGAGCUCCAGAGCCUGGCAGUGGCACAGCGGGACCACAUGCUUCGCGGGAUGCCCUUAAGCCUGGCUGAGAAACGCAGCCUGCGAGAGAAGAGCAGGACCCCGAGGGGGAAGUGGAGGGGCCAGCCGGGCAGCGGCGGGGUCUGCUCCUGCUGUGGCCGGCUCAGAUAUGCCUGCGUGCUGACCCUGCUGGCUUUCAAUGCCCUCCUGCUGCUGCUGCUGGUGGCCUUCAUCAUGGGCCCUCAGGUCGCCUUCCCACCCGCCCUGCCGGGCCCUGCCCCCGUCUGCACAGGCCUGGAGCUCCUCACAGGCGCGGGUUGCUUCACCCACACCGUCAUGUACUACGGCCACUACAGUAACGCCACGCUGAACCAGCCGUGUGGCAGCCCCCUGGAUGGCAGCCAGUGCACACCCAGGGUGGGUGGCCUGCCCUACAACAUGCCCCUGGCCUACCUCUCCACUGUGGGCGUGAGCUUCUUUAUCACCUGCAUCACCCUGGUGUACAGCAUGGCUCACUCUUUCGGGGAGAGCUACCGGGUGGGCAGCACCUCUGGCAUCCACGCCAUCACCGUCUUCUGCUCCUGGGACUACAAGGUGACGCAGAAGCGGGCCUCCCGCCUCCAGCAGGACAAUAUUCGCACCCGGCUGAAGGAGCUGCUGGCCGAGUGGCAGCUGCGGCACAGCCCCAGGAGCGUGUGCGGGAGGCUGCGGCAGGCGGCUGUGCUGGGGCUUGUGUGGCUGCUGUGUCUGGGGACCGCGCUGGGCUGCGCCGUGGCCGUCCACGUCUUCUCGGAGUUCAUGAUCCAGAGUCCAGAGGCUGCUGGCCAGGAGGCUGUGCUGCUGGUCCUGCCCCUGGUGGUUGGCCUCCUCAACCUGGGGGCCCCCUACCUGUGCCGUGUCCUGGCCGCCCUGGAGCCGCAUGACUCCCCGGUACUGGAGGUGUACGUGGCCAUCUGCAGGAACCUCAUCCUCAAGCUGGCCAUCCUGGGGACACUGUGCUACCACUGGCUGGGCCGCAGGGUGGGCGUCCUGCAGGGCCAGUGCUGGGAGGAUUUUGUGGGCCAGGAGCUGUACCGGUUCCUGGUGAUGGACUUCGUCCUCAUGUUGCUGGACACGCUUUUUGGGGAACUGGUGUGGAGGAUUAUCUCCGAGAAGAAGCUGAAGAGGAGGCGGAAGCCGGAGUUUGACAUUGCCCGGAAUGUCCUGGAGCUGAUUUAUGGGCAGACUCUGACCUGGCUGGGGGUGCUCUUCUCGCCCCUCCUCCCCGCCGUGCAGAUCAUCAAGCUGCUGCUCGUCUUCUAUGUCAAGAAGACCAGCCUUCUGGCCAACUGCCAGGCGCCGCGCCGGCCCUGGCUGGCCUCACACAUGAGCACCGUCUUCCUCACGCUGCUCUGCUUCCCCGCCUUCCUGGGCGCCGCUGUCUUCCUCUGCUACGCCGUCUGGCAGGUGAAGCCCUCGAGCACCUGCGGCCCCUUCCGGACCCUGGACACCAUGUACGAGGCCGGCAGGGUGUGGGUGCGCCACCUGGAGGCGGCAGGCCCCAGGGUCUCCUGGCUGCCCUGGGUGCACCGGUACCUGAUGGAAAACACCUUCUUUGUCUUCCUGGUGUCAGCCCUGCUGCUGGCCGUGAUCUACCUCAACAUCCAGGUGGUGCGGGGCCAGCGCAAGGUCAUCUGCCUGCUCAAGGAGCAGAUCAGCAAUGAGGGUGAGGACAAAAUCUUCUUAAUCAACAAGCUUCACUCCAUCUACGAGAGGAAGGAGAGGGAGGAGAGGAGCAGGGUUGGGACAACCGAGGAGGCUGCGGCACCCCCUGCCCUGCUCACAGAUGAACAGGAUGCCUAGGGGGACGGCGAUGGGCCUCACGGGCCCGCCCAGCACCCUGAGACCACACUGUUGCCUCCCAGUGACCCUGCUGGGACACCAGGACAAGGAAGACAGUUUCGCCUCUCGAAAGCCGCAGCUGCGCCUAGGCUGGAGCUGGAAGGGUGGGUGAAUCCGGCUUGGGCAUCCCCAAUGAACUCUGCCCUGCCUGGGACUCUAUUUAUUCUGAUUAAAGGGGUUUUGCAAAUGGGCUUGUCCCUUGGGGCUCUGUGUCUGUGACCACACCCGGGGCCUGCUUCCCGCUGCCCUGGGGCCACCUCCAGGCGCAGGUCUGGGUCCUGGGAACCUCAGCUGGAGUGGGGGCGCCCUCUGCUGGCCAAGCCCCAGAUGGCAGGGGCUGGACCGCGCCAGGGCUUGAUUCGCUUGCUGCCUUUGACCAGCCUGAACUCGCGCCCAGGAGGGGCUUACACCUGCACAAGUGAGCCGAGCAGGCACGGAUUGUGACCAGAGCGAUGCGUCAACCAUUGGGUGAUGCUGUAGCAUCUACUGGAGCAGGAGACAAAUUUAGAGAGGGACUUGGAGGGGAGACAUAUCAGUUGCAAAUGAGUUGUGGGGACAGUUGCCUCCCAGGCAUAGGUAACCAGCACCUGUGCUUGGAGGCGAACAGGGCUUGGUGAGGUGGGGCUGGCCCCCUGCUUCUGGCUGCCAGCAGCUGGCUGGGGGGUGGUGAUCCUGGGUCUGACUGGGCUGAGUUUGAGGAGCCCGUGGGAUACCGAAAACCGUAGGCUGUGGGGGGUGGGCACAGGGAUUCGGGGACCAGCCCGUCAUGACCCCGUGCUCCAGGUCUGCAGGGACCAGCCCAUGACAGCCCAGGGCUCCAGGUCUGCGGGGACCAGCCCAUCACAGCCCAGGGCUCCAGGCCUGCGGGGACCAGCCCGUCAGCCUCAGUUCUCCAGGCCUGCGGGGACCAGCCCGUCAUGACCCCAGUGCUCCAGGUCUGUGGGGACCAGCCCGUCAGCCUGUGCUCCAGGCCUGCAGGAACCAGCCCGUCAGCCUCAGUGCUCCAGGCCUGCGGGGACCAGCCCGUCAGCCUGUGCUCCAGGCCUGCGGGGACCAGCCCGUCAUGACCCCAGUGCUCCAGGUCUGUGGGGACCAGCCCGUCAGCCUGUGCUCCAGGCCUGCGGGAACCAGCCCGUCAUGACCCCAGUGCUCCAGGCCUGCGGGGACCAGCCCGUCAUGACCCCAGUGCUCCAGGUCUGUGGGGACCAGCCCGUCACGGCGCAGGGUUCCAGGCUUGUGGGGACCAGCCUGUCACAGCCCAGGGCUCCAGGCCUGCAGGAGCUGCGCUUGGGAUUGGGGGAAUGAACCCAGGUGGGGAAAUGGUCAAAGAGCGAUGGGCCCAGAAAAGGGUCAGACCCAGAUGGAGAUGCCACUGGCUGCUAGCAGACCCCCACGCUGGGUCUAGCCCACCCAAUCCCAUGGGGAUGCUCCUGUGCUCUGCAGACAUCUGGGUGCUGCCACAGGGGCCCGACAGAGUUGGCAUCUGGGUGGAUCUGAGCCAAGUGGUGCUUCUGGGCCUCAGCAAGUAGCUGGUGCUGAUUCUGGGCAGCCAACUGUGGCAGCAUCUUCAGGUGCGAGUGCUGCUGGGUGAAGCUGCGUGGGCAGUCCAGAAAGUGACGUGACAGUCCACAGGGACCGACGUAGGGUUUCCAGCCCCUAUCUGUGCAGAUGCUGUCCUCCAAACCAUCACGGUCCCUCUCUGGCUGGGGACGUGCGCCUGCCACUGCUGGCUUGCCAGCAUGAUCAUUGGUUGUGACCUGUUGAGCCCAUCUUGCCAGCCUCACAAAGGACAGUACUAGCUGCUUAUGACAGGAAAGUGGAAGAACUUGGCCUGGAUAUUUCUGGAGAAUUACCGUGUGUGCUAGUCAGUCUUUCGUGUCAACCAGGCCAGGCUGUGGGGCCCAGUGAUCUCAUCGAGAGGGGCCGAGGUGUUGCUGUGAUCGUGUGCUGCUGGAAUGUGGUGAACACCUACAGUCGAUUUCACCUAAAGAUCAUCCUUGAGAAUGUGGGUGGGCCUCAUCCUAUCAGCUGAAAGCUUUAAGAGCAAAACCCGAGGUGUCCCAGAGAGGGAAUUCUGCCUUGAGACGGCGGCUUCCCACUCCCACUGGAUGUCCAGCCCGCGGCCCCACGGCUGGGUGAGCCCGUCCUCUCCUCGUUUCUGUCUCCGGACCCACCGUGUGGCCCCAGACCCUCCAGUGAGGACCUCCCGUAUUUCUUCAGAGCAGCCCUUGCGUGCUGGAGGCCUGGGCUUCAGUGUGUCCCUGGGUGCCCUGGGGCAUGUUCUGUGACCUCCCAGCUCCUCGCCUCAUGGGGCCGCUGUAUCAAGUGACACAGUUUGUGUGCUGCGUACCAUGCCUGGCACCCAUUUGAGGUGUUGCAAGGAGGCCAUGUUUGCUCGAUGAGAGCAGCCUAAGAUCUACAAACUGUUGUUCGAGUGGAUGGGAACUUGAUGCUAUUUUCAGGCUGAAUGACAAGACUCCGCGAUGCUUCUCGGCCUGGGCUGCACAACGGAAUCUACCAGGGAGGUUUUAAAAACACUGGUACUUGCUGGAGGUGGUGGCGCCUGUCUGUAAUUGCAGCUGCUCCAGAGGCUGAGGCGGAGGAUUGCUUGAGCCCAAGAGUUUCGGUUUAUUUGCUUUUUCAGAGUCUUGCUCUUGCCCAGGCUGGAGUGCAGUUCCAUGAUCUCGGCUCACUGCCUCAGCCUCCCAAGUAGCUGGGAUUACAGGUGCAUACAACCAGGCCUGGCUGAUCUUCGUAUUUUUAGUAGAGAUGGGGUUUCACCAUGAUGGUCAGGCUGGUCAAGAUCUCCUGACCUCAAGUGAUCUGCCCGCCUCGGCCUCCCAAAGUGCUGGGAUUACAGACAUGAACCACAACACCUGCCGAGCCCAGGUGUUUUGAAUCCAGCACGGGCAAUGGCAAGACCCUGUCCCAACAAACAAAAAAACACUGGUGCCUGAGGCCCACCCCGAGAGAUUCUGAUUGAGUUGAUUUGGAUUUGAAUUAUCUUUAAAAUUUUGGAUGUGAAUUUUUUUUUUUUUUCUUGGAAUGGAGUUUCACUCUUGUUCCCCAGGCUGGAGUGCAACGGGACGAUCUUGGCUCACCGCAACCUCCGCCUACUGGGUUCAAGCCAUUCUCCUGCCUCAGCUUCCCAAGUAGCUGGGAUUACAGGCAUGUGCUACCAUGCCCAGCUAAUUUUGUAUUUUUAGUAGAGACAGGGUUUCUCCAUGUUGCUCAGGCUGGUCUUGAACUCCUGACCUCAGGUGAUCCGCCCGCCUCGGACUCCCAAAGUGCUGGGAUUACAGGCAUGAGCCACCAUGCCUGGCCGGAUGUGAAUUAUCUUAAAAAUUUUCAGGUAAUUCUAAUGGGCCAAGGUUGAGAACCCCUGCUCUGGGCCCAUCCGAGCACCAGGCUGUCACAAACGCAUGCAUGCACUCACGCCCGUGGGCUUGGGGGGCUUCGGAAAUGUGCUUCUGCUUUUUUGAGAUGGGGUCUUUCUGUUGCCCAUCCCGGAGCACAGUGGCACGAUCACAGCUCACUGCAGCCUCGACCUCCUGGGCUCAGGUGAUCCUCCCGCCUCAGCCUCCUGAGUGUCUGCUUCUGGUUUUCAUGAUGACCUGGGGCCCAGGCAUACUACACUUGUGCUGUUCAGGGGCCAGUCCUGCACCAGGAGCCCAUCAGCCACAGCUCCGCCGAGAAGCACUGAUAUGCAGAGCUAAGCAGCUUUGUUUCCACGUGGAUCCUGCGUAGGUUUUCUUGGUCCAUCCGUAGACACCGCACUCCUGCAGAGGAUCUUCUCGGGAUGCCCCACUGUCUCUGUUUUCCCUCUUCACUGAACACUCAGUCGGGGCUCGCCAUGAUGCCUCUGUGUCUGCUGGCUUCUCCCCCAUUGGAACAGCCUUCUUGGCACGCCACACUGCUAGCUGCUGGGCACUGUGCUUUCUGCCUUUACCGUUCUGCCGUGAUGUUGCCAAAAUAGCAGCAACAACAACAACAACAAAGGCUGGGCACCUGGCUCAUGCCUGUAUUCCCAGCAGUUCGAGAUCAGCCUGGGCAACAUGCCCCAACUGGACCCUAGGCAAAAGUGAGUGGCACUCCUCUGCCAGGACUCCAGGCAAGCCCCGGCAUCUUCUUGCUGCCGUCCCAGACAACAGAAGUUACCAGAUGAACAGACUUGGAUGGGCCACGGGGGUGGAGAGCUGGAAAGCUUGGCUGUGCCUCUCGAUGAUGAUUAAGAUUUCAAUAUUUACAGCAAAACCACAAAGCAAAUGAUAGAAUAAAGCAAAACAAUGGAAAAUCUGAGUUCACUCGUGAGAGAGGUACGUAUGUGAGCUCUGAGGAAAUUACAGAGGGAACGCAUGCAGCGGGACAGCUCUCCCAAUCGCAGCGUGCAAAGUAGACAUCCAUAGUGUCUUUUGAAAAAUGAAAAACACAUUACUUUGAACAGCCAAGAAAAAAAUUGCAAUUUAUUAAGAUUCAAUAAAGCGUUGUACUUUCGAAAGCAA